AUGUCAACAGCGGGACAAGUUAUUAAGUGUAAAGCGGCAGUAGCUUGGGGACCGGCUAAGCCACUAAGCAUUGAAGAAGUAGAAGUUGCACCACCGAAGAAAGGAGAAGUUCGUGUAAAAAUAUUGGCAACUGGAGUUUGUCAUACAGACGCGUAUACUCUAUCUGGCAAAGAUCCUGAAGGAGAAUGGUGGCCGACAAUUUUUGGGCAUGAAGGAGGUGGUAUUGUAGAAUCAAUUGGAGAAGACGUUACUUCAGUACAACCAGGGGAUCAUGUGAUUCCAUUAUAUAUUCCCGAAUGUCGUGAAUGCAAAUUUUGUAAAAGUGGAAAAACCAAUUUAUGUUCUUUGGUUAGAUCUACUCAGGGAAGAGGAGUCAUGCCAGAUGAAACAACUAGAUUUACUUGUAAAGGGCAGAAAGUAUACCAUUAUAUGGGUUGUUCUACAUUUAGUCAAUACACAGUCUUGUUGGAAAUAUCUGUUGCAAAAAUUAAUCCUAAAGCCCCACUCGAUAAGGUUUGUUUACUUGGAUGCGGUAUUACAACAGGUUAUGGAGCGGCCACAAAAACUGCCAACAUCCAACCCGGAUCUACAGUAGCUGUAUUUGGUUGUGGUGGAGUUGGUUUAUCCGUAAUCCAAGGUGCUGCAUCUCGUAAAGCAAGUCGAAUUUUUGCUAUUGAUACCAUUCCAAAGAAAUUUGAGUUUGCUAAGAAAUUGGGAGCAACCGAUUGUAUUAAUCCCAAUGAUUUUGAUAAGCCGAUUCAACAGGUUUUAGUUGAAAUGACAGAUGGAGGAUUUGAUUAUACAUUUGAUUGUACAGGAAAUACAAACGUAAUGAGAGCAGCACUUGAAUCGUGUCAUAAAGGAUGGGGAGAAUCCAUUAUCAUUGGAGUCGCUGGUGCAGGUGAAGAAAUUAGUACUCGUCCCUUUCAACUUUUAACCGGAAGGGCAUGGAAAGGAAGUGCAUUUGGUGGUGUAAAAGGAAGAAGUGAAUUACCAAAUUUAGUUGAAGAUUAUCUUGACAAGAAACUAGAAGUGGAUAUGUUCAUUACUCAACAAUAUAAAUUGGAAGAUAUUAAUAAAGCUUUUGAUAAUAUACAUUCCGGUGAAAGGUAG
Funneliformis geosporum is the source of this 1113-nucleotide messenger RNA. NCBI's taxonomy places the organism in Eukaryota, Fungi, Glomeromycota, Glomeromycetes, Glomerales, Glomeraceae. The record is from the annotation of a GenBank genome assembly.